AGUUGUUCUGCUUCCAUGACUGUUCCUUACACCACUCAGUCCCCACUUGGGCAGUAGCCAGCCUUUAUCCAUCCUGAGUAAAAACACAGGGAUGUCUGUUUUGGAUUACUCAGGGUACAGCUCCUGGCCAGCACUUCAGGAGGUGGUUGUCAGCAGAGCUACCCUCCUUUUGUGUAACAUCUCACAUGAACUGUGCCCCAUGACUUAUGGAGGGCUGUGGAGAUGAUGACGGCACUCUGGAGCUCUUCCCUUUUGGGGAAAGGCUGAGGGAGCUGGCUCUGUUCAGCCUGGAGAAGAGACAGGGAUCUCAUCCAUGCCUCACUACCUGAAGGGAGGUGGCAGAUGGACCAGGUGGUGUCCAGCAACAGGACAAGAGGCAACACGCAGAAACACACGGAAUUCCACCUGUAUACGAGGAAGAACUUCUGUAUUGUCCACUGAUCACACACUGGGACACUGCCCACGGAAGGUUUAGAAUCUCCCUCCCUGGAGGUGCCCAAAAUCCGCCUGGACACGCUCCCGAGUGCGUGCUCUGGGGACCUGCUUCAGCACGGCGGUGGCACCGGCCGAGCACCCUUCCGACCUGACUAUCCUGGGAUUCUGUGACACAGACAACAAAAAAGACCCAUUUUUCCCGGACCCAUUCUUCCCCCGCUCCCGCCGGAGAACGGGCGGGCCGCAGCGGAGGAAGCCGCGGGCGGGCGGCAGCGCUCAGUAAAUGGCGGGGGGGCGGAGCGGGGCCGUGAGGGAGGAGCGGGGCCGGGCGGGCGGAAGGCGGCGGAGCGAAGAUGGCAGAGCCGGAGGCGCAGCUGCUGCGGGCCGUGGGGCUGAUCGUGAACAUCUUUCCACCAUAGAAAAAGACAGCAACGGAGACGCUUUGUGGGUUUGGUGUUACCCGUCCGUAACAGCGGAGCUGAGGACUCUGCUGCUGAGAAAGUGCUGCCUUACAGAUGAAAACAAAUUGCUGCACACGUUUGUCUUCGGCCAGUACAAAAGGUCUUGGUUCUACAUCACAACGGUAGAAGUUCAAGAUUCUCCAGCCUUGAAAAAGGUGACCCACUUCUCCAUUGUCCUGACAGCCAAAGACUUCAACCCAGAGAAAUAUGCAGCCUUCACCAGGAUCCUCUGCAGAAUCUACCUGAAGCAUGGAAGUCCAGUUAAAAUGAUGGAGAGUUACAUUGCAGUCCUCACAAAGGGCAUCUGCCAAAGUGAAGAAAAUGGAUCCUUCCUCAGCAAGGACUUUGAUGCUCGGAAGGCUUACCUUGCUGGCUCCAUGAAAGAUAUAGUAUCUCAGUUUGGAAUGGAAACAGUUAUUUUAUAUACUGCACUGAUGUUAAAGAAGAGAAUUGUAGUUUACCAUCCUAGAAUAGAAGCUAUCCAGGAAUUUACCAGGACUUUGCCUGCUUUAGUGUGGCAUCGACAAGACUGGUCAAUUCUUCAUUCAUAUGUGCAUCUAAAUGAGGAGGAACUGGAAGCCUUAAAAGCCUGCACAGGUUACAUUGCUGGAUUUACAGACUCUGAAGUGAGCAGUAGAUCAGACCUCUAUGAUGUCUAUGUGAAUUUGGCAGACAGUGAGAUUACAGUUUCACCUGUAGUAAAAGAGGCAAUGACAAUGGGAAAACUUCACAAAGAAAUUGGACAACUAAUUGUUCAAUCUGCAGAAGAUCCAGAUAAAUCAGACAGCCAAGUCAUUAAGGACAUUUCUCUGAAGACAAAAGAAAUCUUGGCUACUUUAGCCUCACUUACUGAAGUUUCUGAUGGGAGUGAAAAGCCAACCCUUAAUCCUGAGGCCCUGAAACAGAAGCGAUUUCCACCAGCCACAGAAAACUUCCUUUUCCAUUUAGCAGCUGCUGAACAAAUGCUCAAAAUCUGAUUUUGAUGCACUGCAGUGUUAUGAACUAAUUGUGAAAAAGCUGUCUCUGCCAUCCAGAUAGGAAUACCUGGUAUUUUAUAUGAAAAACUAAAGGUAUGAGUCGAUGUCCUAGUUACCAUGAUGUAAUGCAGAAUAAUGGAGCUUGACUGGGAACCUAGGGAGCCAUAUUUGGGAACAUUCCUGGUGUCAUUAUCUCCCCCCAACUCUGUGUACCUAUGGCUCCUGUAUUUCACACCACAAAGUGAGUGGAUUUACAAGUAGCACAUCCAGUGCGUCCAGGCUGUGUGUCCAUCAGUGUAGUGGCUGUUUGUCCUGCACAUUCCAGAGGCUGGACAGCUCUGACCUGUCUGCCUGGGGUCUGGAACAUGGCUGCAGCACAUCUGGGAUGUGCUGAUCUCUGCACAGGGACACCCUGAACUUGCAGCUGCUCUGAGUGCUCCUUCUGGGCUUCCAGGGAUGUCAGCCUGUCAGAUGCUGCUCUUGCUCUGCACUGCCUGAUCCCUGGAAAUCCCAAAUAAAUGGACAAGUUCUCUCUUUCUACUUGAAAGUGUCUAGGUGUGAAUAAAGGAUGUCUGGGAAAAUCU
Passer montanus (Eurasian tree sparrow) is the source of this 2457-nucleotide messenger RNA. It is a transcript of the gene DENND10, whose product is annotated as DENN domain containing 10. The transcript is spliced from 9 exons. The record is from RefSeq and is a predicted model, not a curated record. The coding region runs from base 719 to 1873 and encodes 384 amino acids. Lineage: Eukaryota; Metazoa; Chordata; Aves; Passeriformes; Passeridae. Gene Ontology annotation, molecular function: guanyl-nucleotide exchange factor activity; small GTPase binding. Gene Ontology annotation, biological process: regulation of early endosome to late endosome transport; protein transport. Gene Ontology annotation, cellular component: late endosome.